Messenger RNA from Danaus plexippus (monarch butterfly), 2134 nucleotides. It is a transcript of the gene Spec2, whose product is annotated as CDC42 small effector protein homolog. NCBI's taxonomy places the organism in Eukaryota, Metazoa, Arthropoda, Insecta, Lepidoptera, Nymphalidae. The record is from RefSeq and is a predicted model, not a curated record. Bases 347 to 592 code for a protein of 81 amino acids. Gene Ontology annotation, molecular function: small GTPase binding. Gene Ontology annotation, cellular component: plasma membrane. The transcript is spliced from 4 exons. Gene Ontology annotation, biological process: regulation of Rho protein signal transduction.
AACAAGAACGCGUUAGAGACGGUCGCAUCGACUGAACAAGGAUAAAGUUUAAUUUAUUUUUAAUUCAUUUUAAAUUACUGUGAUAUUUGUGACAACAACAACUUUUAUUUGUGUGCUAUAUAGAAAGGAUAUCUUUUAUAUUAUUUAUCUCCGAGCCAUGCGACCAUCACUAUCACUUCAUGCGAGAACAUCAUCGUGAAAACAUCACUGGAGAUAUCCGACACUUUGUAGAAUAGAUAUAAACAUAUAAUCCUGUUGAUCGUGAACUAUCUCGCAACGAACAUAGUAUAGUUAUAGAAGUUGAGUCAGUAAGUGUAAGUGGAGUGUGGCGGACUGUGUAUAGACUAUGGCGACAACGGGGAGUGAAAUGUGGCUACAGUGGUUCGCUUGUUGCUACCAGCCGGCUGCGCAGGCGCAGCGCACGCGACGAAGAAUAGACAGGUCCAUGAUCGGCGAACCAACAAACUUCCAACACACAGGACAUAUAGGGUCGUCGGAGGUGGAGAUGCCUUCGUCACUGCUGCACUCCAUACAGAACCAGAUGCAGAGCAAAGGCGGCUACGAAAUGGCUUACGGAGUUAAGGUUUAUUAAGCCGUUGAUGGAAGCUUCUGGAACGUAAUAUAACUUUUAAAAGUCUAUUGAUCUUAAUCUGUAUUUAUUAAAGAUUAGUUUUAAGAUUAGUGAAUUAGUUUUCGUGUAAAGCCCACACUCACAGAGUCGGUCGAACGUACGAGUUACCUUGUUGGCGAGUGUUGCACUAUUUUAAUUUACCAAAUACUUUUUGUUUGUAAGUCGUCUAAAUUGUUUGACGUUGGUGCUUUAAAGCUAUGAUAAUAUAUAAUAUAAUGGCAGAUCUGUGAGGCAUUGAAGAUAUUAAUUAAAAUGAAAGAUACGCACCACUACCAUCGACUUAAAACUAAAUACAAUAUGGACGCCAUUUUAAUAAUAUGUGGUAACAAGGAAUUGUAAAUAUUUUGUUAAUAAUCAUCGUCAGUCCAGAGCAAUAAAUUAUUGAAAUAAAUCACGUUCUGUACCCUCGGUGACUUUAAAACAUAAUGGACAUACAAUUUCAUUUGUUUUAAUAAAAAGUAAUUAGAAACGCACAUGUUGCAUACGUGGAUUAACAGCUACAGUUCGGCCGCUCAGGGAAUGCGUUACUGACAUCUGUCUAUUCGUCGUUACCUAUGUACUUUUAUUAUCAAUAAAAGUACUAACGCUUUGUUUUUUAUAUGAAUUAUAUUUCAAACACAAUGUAGAUAGAAUCACUGCUUCAUUAUUAUUAUUACAUUAAGGUUGCAGAUAGUGAGCCAGUUCAAAGAUACGUGUUCUCGAUCAGGUCUGUCAGAAACGCAAACUGAUCGGCCGGACUCAAUCAAUUUGAAUAUUCUGAUUGUCUAUAUCGUCGUUGCUUCCACAGGACCGACAGAUAUUAAAUCUCUAACAUAAAAGGUUUUGUAAUCGACUUGUUGGCAAUUCAUAAAUAUCUUUCAGGUUUAUUUAGUCAUAAUUAAGAUCAUUGUAUUUUCUUUAUUUAUAUAACUAUUUGGUGCGAUUCAGUCUACAAGUUUUGUACCAAACUGUCCAUAUUUAGUCUGUUAUUGUGUGUGUUUGUCUGUAGUUAAAUAUUCUCAUGUAUAGAUUAAGUUUAUACUGUCUCAUCCACUUAUUAAAUAAAUUAUUAUCGGUCUUCAUGCCCAAUCUCUUUGGGCAUACGAAUGACUAAGAGAUAACAAAUACCUACUGUUUUAGGAAAAAUAAGCAGCGAUUUUAAACUAUCCGACGUUACUUUUCAUGGUUCUUCAGAUAUUUUAUAUUAAAUGUUCCUCUAUGUAUAAAAAAUAUAUCCAUAAAAAGUUUUAAUCGCGUUCCGAUGUUCUAAAUGUGUCAACCCUAUAUUUCACCUGUCGUAUAUUUUAUAAAGAUAUCGUCUUUUAAUAUAAAAUCGCUGCUUCUCUAGAGUUUUUUUACCUAUUUACACUCCACUAACAUGCCAAUUAAAUAUUUAGUGAAAAAUGUUAAUAAUUUUGUCAUUUUAUUGUUAAAAAGACAAAGUUGUGUUCAACUACAUACAUAAAUAGUUAUUUAUACAUUGUAAAGCAAUAAUCUGUUUGAAAACACGAAUGUGGAAAGAUU